Malus domestica (apple) is the source of this 441-nucleotide messenger RNA. The record is from RefSeq and is a predicted model, not a curated record. Lineage: Eukaryota; Viridiplantae; Streptophyta; Magnoliopsida; Rosales; Rosaceae.
AUGACUCCGAACGCGAUCCCCGCCUUCUUUCCCGUGCUCAUUCCUCCUUCGGAGGACUCCUCUCCGUCGCCGUCGGCGCUGAUGUUAUUGUGGUUGAUGUCGCUAGGAACCGACGGAGGUUCGCUGUCAGGCGACGGCGAUGGAGUCGAUUGCGGCGGAGCGGGAGGAGAAGAUGGAAUUGGUGAAUCAGCCGGAGCGUUCGACGGAGAUGGAGGGAGGGAAAUCGGGGAUGGAGAUGGCGGUGAAGGUGAAUCGGCGCCGGGUUGCGGCGAUGGAGUCGGCGAGGGCUCUGGCGAAGAGGAAGAAGAAACGGCGGUGCUGAAUUGGAUUAGGAGGAAAGCGAGAAGCAGAGGCGAGAGGAGUUCGAUGAACCUCGACAUUGUUGACGGAGGAGGCGGCGUCGGCUCGAGGCGUUUGUUUCCCGAGAAAAUGUGGAUCUGA